Molecule: messenger RNA, 1674 nt
Organism: Ooceraea biroi (clonal raider ant)
Lineage: Eukaryota; Metazoa; Arthropoda; Insecta; Hymenoptera; Formicidae
Product: DTW domain-containing protein 1
Biological process (GO): tRNA modification
Cellular component (GO): nucleus
Molecular function (GO): tRNA-uridine aminocarboxypropyltransferase activity
Source: RefSeq, a predicted model, not a curated record
AGUCAUAUUUUCUCUUUCUCAAUAUUAUUAUUUUCUUUACUAUCUGUGCACAUUGCAUCGUGAUUUAAUAUAUUAUUAGGUCAAUCAAAGAGAUUGGUUCGAUUUUUUCGUAAAAUUUUACUGUAUUGCAUUCAUUAGAAACAAAUUAUUCAACCAAGUACUCACAAUCGUCGUUAUCUAUAAUCGAUGUUCAUGAUAUUUAUUAUCCGUGAUAGUUAUAUCAGUUUACGCUGUUUACGGUCAAUCCACUGCCAUCUAUGCGACACAGAUCAGCUGACUAUCGGUCAGUUAAUCAGAGUUGCAGUCGGUAAUCCAUUUCUCGUAGUAAUGUAGUAAAAAAUUGGGACAGUCGUUAGGAUUCACCCUGUGUGUUCGUGUUUGCCGAGUUAACCUUGCGAACUCGCACUGAUCCGUCUCUACGACGUAGCGACAAGUGGCAUUCGUUUGCCGAUGUUGUUCGUGUUGGGUCAUAUUUUGCACGUUCUCUUGUUCUCCAGUAGACAGAUAAAUAGCUAGCCCGUUAUCAGUAAAUAAAUUAUUAAGUAGUCACUGUUUUCGUAUAAAAAUUAUCGCAAGUAUGGAGGAGCGCAACGGUGCCGGUAACGGCAGCGAGGAGAAAUUAUCGAAGUCCGAGGAGCAAGCGGCGAUCGACCGAAUGCCCUUCCAGAACUACAGAAUCGCCGAUACCGAGAUCCUGAAGACGAUCGAGGGCAGAACAUGUUGCGAGUCCUGUCGCAAAUCGCGGAAGUAUUUCUGCUACACCUGUUGCACGCCCGUGAUCGAUCGGAGAUACUUCCCGCGAGUAAAGCUACCGAUCAAGAUCGAUAUCAUUAAGCACCCUAACGAAGUGGACGGCAAGAGCACGGCGAUCCACGCGGCGAUACUCGCGCCGGACGAUGUGACGAUCUACAGGUAUCCAGAGUUCCCGAAGACGCUGAACAAAGAGGAAACUAUUCUGAUCUUCCCUAGCAAAGAUGCGUCUUCCAUAGAGGCUCUUUUUGCGGAAAGCGUGAAGGAGGGUGAUACUUCAGUGGAGAGGGACCUCCAAGCCGAGUUUCCUGUAAAGCGAGCAAUUUUUAUUGACAGUACGUGGCAGCAGACCAAACAAAUAUACAGGGACAAAAGAUUCAGAGGAAUACGCUGCGUUAUCUUGAAAUCAAGGAUCUCUCAGUUCUGGCGGCACCAGAAGAAGAGUCCGAGGUGGUAUCUGGCGACGAUCGAAGCGAUUCAUCAGUUCCUGGUAGAAUUGCAUUCGUGUGUCUUUGGUAGAGUGGAAGGAUAUGCCACUGAUUUGGGCAGUGCAGUGUCCAACGGAGAACGAGACUCUGUGGCCAACGAUGAAAGAGCGAACGGAUGCACGGAAGUGGACCGCAGAUAUAACGGGCAAUAUGACAAUCUCUUGUACUUUUUUAAAUACAUGUACUAUGAGAUCCAUACCAUGUACAAUCACGACGAUCUACUGGCGUACAAAAGGCCGCUCACGUAACUAUUUUCUUACUUGCUAACGUACGAAUCUUUCGGAUGGAGACUGCUUGACUGUGGCAGCCGUGCAGCUGUCACAUUAUCUCUGUACAAACUGUAAUUUAUAAGAUCUAUUCUAAAUUAAGACACAUUGUAAUUGUGUACUAAAAACAUAGGAGGGACAAGUUUAAUUAAACGCACUUGCACCGACUA